AUGGUGGUUUCUAAGGAUUCCAUUCUCAUAGCUAUACUCCUCAUCUCAUUUGCUCCAGGAGCAUCUUGCUUUUUGGAAGGAAGAUACUCGUCGAAUUGCACGUUCUGGGAGUAUAUCCGAGACGAUUACCGUUGUAUCUUUGAGUACCUGGCCUAUGCCAGGGAUGUCACCGCAAUUGAGACCUUCGGAUCACAGAACCUCAAAUCUCUUGAAAGAUCGUGCUCAGCAGUUGAAUCCUGCUUCCUGGAUAAAAAGUGCCACGACAUCAAAUCUCUGAGAAAAAUCAAAGCGGUUUGCAAACAAGUACUGUACUUCAACUCUCCAACGUUUGUGGAAUGUGAGAGAAAUGUGGCGAUGUUCAACGCUACUUGUGCUCAAGGAACUGGAUGCGAGUACUUUGGUGUUGAUAAUUGUGCAGUCCCUAUAAUAAAAAUUGUGUGCGGACAAGAGAAGUGGGCUGAGUAUAGAGAUGCUAUCAUAACGGCGUAUAGAGGCACCGAAAACAACACUGAUUGCGAUUGGGAGAUGAUGAAGACAUUCUAA
This is a messenger RNA of Caenorhabditis briggsae, 543 nucleotides long. The coding region runs from base 1 to 543 and encodes 180 amino acids. The transcript has 3 exons. NCBI's taxonomy places the organism in Eukaryota, Metazoa, Nematoda, Chromadorea, Rhabditida, Rhabditidae. The record is from RefSeq and is a predicted model, not a curated record.